GACCAAAUACAAAUCUCUCUCCAUUUUCUUUUCUAUAUAUAAACAAAGAAAAUAAAAAUUUUAAGAAUUAAAGAUAACGAUAAGCCAUCCACCCCGCACCAGUUUCGCCCACGAACCAGCCUUCAUUUCAGUGCCUCAACUAACUUUACACCUAUCAGUUUCCUUUUCUUUCUUCAUCUUCUUUAUCAGGUAACGGAAUUUCAUUUUUGGAAAAGAAAGAGCGAAAUUUGAGGGAUUGUUGGUUUCUUGACGGGGAUUUUUAUCUCUAGUUGUUGGGUUUUUUGUUUGAAUUUGAAUUUUUAGAAAAAAAAAAUGGAGUAUUGCGUGGCUGAGAGAGCGUUGAAAUCAAGUUUACGCAAUGAACUCGUCUACAAAUCUACCCAACAAGCUUUGUUUGAAGAUUUCUUGUGUUCGAAUGCAAAUAAUGGGGUUGUUUCGUGCGAUGAUUUCUCUGUUGAUUGUUUCUUUGAUUUCUCUAAUGGAGAAUGUUAUAUUCAAGAGAAAAAUAUGUUAGAAGUAGAAGAGGAAGAGGAGGAAGAAGAAGAAGAGAAAGAUUCUCUUUCUGAUUCCUAUCAAGAUCGUGUUGAUGAUGAUAAUAACUCCAAUUUUUCUACCACUUUUUCUAAUUCUCUCCUCUCCGGCGAACUCUCUGUGCCUGUUGAUGAUUUGGCUGAGCUUGAAUGGGUUUCUCAAAUUAUGGAUGAUUCUUCCUCAGAAUUCUCCCUUUUGUGUCCUUUGAAACCAGAGAACUUAAGCAAUCGAUUUCAACCACAACCUGAGCCUGCUAAUUUCAUCAAAACUUCAUGCCUUUUCCCUGCCCCAAUCCCAUCCAAGCCAAGAUCCAAACGUUCUAGAGCUAGAACCUGGUGUAUCGGGUCUCCGAUCUCAGACUUAUCACCAUCAUCACCGUCUUCUUCUUCGUCGCCGGCGUCGUCCUCUGCUUCAACUCCAUGUAUUGUUCUCACCAACAUGGUCCAAAGCAUUGACUCCAUAUUGACCGAACCCCCGAUGAAAAAACUAAAGAAAAAGCCGGAACUUCAAACCGGUGAGGCGUUCGGUUCGACCCAGUUCCAGCGCCGGUGUAGUCAUUGCCUGGUUCAAAAGACUCCGCAGUGGAGAACCGGUCCGCUCGGAGCCAAGACGCUAUGUAACGCUUGUGGAGUUCGUUAUAAAUCGGGCCGGCUUUUUCCAGAAUAUAGACCUGCCUGUAGUCCAACCUUUUCAGCGGAUGUUCACUCCAAUAGUCAUCGGAAAGUGUUAGAAAUUAGGAAGAAAAAGGAAAUAGUCGUACCGGAAUAUGGCAUGGUUCCUAAUUUUUGAAGAUUUUAGCUUCGUGAGUAGGUUUACGUGAACCGGUAAUCGAACCCGGUUUGAUUAGUGAAGGGGAUGUUUUGCAGGAUUCAGGCUUUGUAACGGUAAAGGAUUAUAGGUAGGUAUUUUCCUUGUUAUAGGGUUAAAUUAUAUUUUUAGUAUUUUUAUUUAGGUUUUUGUAGGUUUUUUUUACCCUUUUAAUUUUUGUAGGACAAGUUAACGAAGAGGAAAGAAUUUACGAGCAGAAGUUAAUUGGAAAUCUAAUAUCUAAGUUAUUCUGGAGAUCCAUAAAUCUCUUUAUUUUUAA
Messenger RNA from Manihot esculenta (cassava), 1618 nucleotides. Its product is annotated as GATA transcription factor 5. Gene Ontology annotation, biological process: positive regulation of DNA-templated transcription. The record is from RefSeq and is a predicted model, not a curated record. Gene Ontology annotation, molecular function: zinc ion binding; sequence-specific DNA binding. The transcript is spliced from 2 exons. Gene Ontology annotation, cellular component: nucleus. Lineage: Eukaryota; Viridiplantae; Streptophyta; Magnoliopsida; Malpighiales; Euphorbiaceae. Bases 313 to 1320 code for a protein of 335 amino acids.